Messenger RNA from Osmia lignaria (orchard mason bee), 1323 nucleotides. RefSeq lists its product as uncharacterized. NCBI's taxonomy places the organism in Eukaryota, Metazoa, Arthropoda, Insecta, Hymenoptera, Megachilidae. The record is from RefSeq and is a predicted model, not a curated record.
UAUUCUUGAGAAAUUUAAUUAGUUUAAUCGAAAAUGAUGGAAGAAAGUGAAAUCACACAACCACUGAAAGAGUUGUGUGGUAUUAGCUUGCACGUAUAUUUACGCAACAGUUAGAGCGUGUUUGCGAUGGAGCAGACAGUUUUAUAGUGGUAGAUACCACUUUAAAAAUUUUUUUAUAUUUUUAUAAAACUUUUAAACAGAUUUAUCUGCAACUAUCAGUAUUCUGAAAUUCGAUUUUGUAAUUAAAAUAAUGGGUUUAUUUGUGAUGCAAAAUUUCCAUGGAAUAAUUCUGUUUAUAUGGAUUGUAUCUAUUCUAACCUUAUCUAAGAGUGAUGUGGUUAAAACAGAUGGUACUGCACCUUUGACAUCUGCAUUAAAUGCAACUUCUGUCCACACACUUCCAAAAAAUGAAUAUCAGACAUUACCCUCAUCAGUUAAUUCAACAUCUGCAUCCGUUGUUCCUACAAAAACAUCGAACUUUCAGAAAAAUGUUGCUACUCCUUCAGUUGCUGGAGAAGGUGGUCCAAUUUCAAUACCUUCUACUACACAAGACAUGACUUCUUUCCAUUCACCAAAUGUUUCUAAAGAAGAAAAUACUCAGAAUACAGAAAAUAGAAAGAAUACCAAAAUUGUGUCAAGAAAGGGAGCAAACGAAAUGCUAAAUUCAAAACAAGAAAAUGUUGCUGACGUUAAAGUAACAACGUUUAAUGAUACAAAGCUAAUAUCUGAAUCUUCUUCAGCAGCAAGUAUUCCUCAUAAUAAUGAAAAACCUAUUGAUCUUAAUACAAACGCUUUAAAAUUGAAUACUACUACUCUAAAUAAUACUUUAAAUGCUGCAAACAUAACGCAAGAAAUGUUAUCAAAAAGUACUACUGUAACAGCGUCUUCGGUUCAAGAACAUCGACCAAAACCAACGGCUACAGUAGUAGGACCUAACAGUGAUAAACGAGCAUUUAUAUCGCAUACGAAAGGUUUGCAUUUAGGAAUGUCGAAGAAAAUUAAUUAUGUUUUUCCAGUUAUUGUUACUCUCAUAGCUCUGCCGAUAUUAGGUGCUAUUAUUUUCAUGAUAUAUAAACAAGGUAGGGAUUGUUGGGACAAAAGACAUUACCGGAGGAUGGAUUUUCUUAUCGAUGGAAUGUACAAUGAUUAAUAUUUAUCAAAUCAUUUAUAAAGUCAGCUCGCAACAGUGCUUUUCUAUACUCAGUAUAAAAUGUACACUAAGUAAUCAAGCUUCAAUCAUAUAUAUCAAAGCAUUUACACAAAGAAUUAUAAAUCUUUUUGUUCUGCCGUAACUUGCUCCGUAUAUAUUUUUACUAUAUUACU